UUUCCUUCUUUCUCACAUUCAUAGUUAACUUGCAGAUUUCUAAUCUUUUUUUCAUUAUAUCACCCUUUUGUCUCCUUCUCAUUCUCUCUCUCAGCUAUAUACAAAAACCUACUUUUAAUUUCUCUCUUAAUAAGUCAAGAAUCCAAGAAGAAGAAGACAUGACGACAGGUGAAGUUCUUCAAACAACAAUCUCUAGUACUGGAUCAGGCUUUGCUCAGAGCUCUUCAACUCUGGAUCAUGAUGAAUCUCUUAUCAAUCCUCCUCUGGUUAAGAAGAAGAGAAACCUCCCUGGAAAUCCUGAUCCGGAAGCUGAAGUGAUAGCUUUAUCACCUAAGACGUUGAUGGCAACAAAUCGGUUCCUAUGCGAGAUCUGUGGCAAAGGUUUCCAAAGAGACCAAAACUUACAGCUUCAUCGGAGAGGACACAAUCUUCCAUGGAAGUUAAAGCAGAGGACAAGCAAAGAAGUGAGGAAACGUGUCUACGUUUGCCCUGAGAAGACAUGCGUCCACCAUCACUCCUCUAGAGCUCUAGGCGAUCUCACCGGGAUCAAAAAACAUUUCUGCCGGAAACAUGGCGAGAAGAAGUGGAAGUGCGAUAAAUGUGCCAAGAGAUACGCUGUCCAAUCUGAUUGUAAAGCUCAUUCCAAGACUUGUGGUACUAGAGAGUACCGUUGCGACUGUGGCACCAUUUUCUCAAGGCGUGACAGCUUCAUUACUCAUAGAGCUUUUUGCGAUGCCUUAGCUGAAGAAACAGCUAAGAUAAACGCAGCGUCUCAUCUCAAUGGUUUAACCGCCGCCGCUGGAGCCGCAGGAUCAGUAAAUCUCAACUAUCAAUAUCUUAUGGGAACACUAAUCCCACCGCUUCAACCAUUUGUGCCGCUACCGCAAACAAAUCAAAACCAUCAUCACCAGCAACAUUAUCAGCCGCCACCUGCGUCGUCCUCGUCCCUCUCCUUAUGGAUGGGACAAGACAUCGCGCCGCCUCAACCGCAACCGCAAGACUACGACUGGGUUUACGGAAACCCUAAGGCCGCGUCUGAUCAGUGCAUUGAUAACAAUAAUAAUAAUCGCGAUGAGCUCAUUGCACAAACCGCAAACGCAAGUUCGGCUACUACUACUACUACUCUCUCUGUCCCUUCUUUGUUCAGCAAUGACCAAACGCAAAACACAAACGCAAACGCGAAUAUGUCCGCUACAGCUUUACUACAAAAAGCGGCUGAAAUUGGCGUUACAUCGACGACGACAGCCGCGACCAACGACCCGUCGACGUUUCUUCAAACCUUCCCGCUAAAAUCCUCCGACCAAACCGCCACUUACGACGACGGAGAAAAGUUCUUUGCGUUGUUCGGAUCUAACAACAACAACAUUGGACUAAUGAGUCGUCAUACUCAUGAUCAGGAGAUUGAGAACGCUAGAAACGACGUUACGGUUGCGUCUGCGUUGGAUGAAUUACAGAACUACCCUUGGAAACGUAGGAGAGUUGAUGGAGGAGGAGAAGGAGGUGGAGGAGGGCAAACUCGAGAUUUCCUUGGGGUCGGUGUACAAACGUUGCGCCAUCAUCCAUCGUCUAUCAAUGGAUGGAUUUGAAACAUAACAAAAGUUUCGAGUGCAAUGCAUAAAUAACAAAAAAAGAAGACUCUUUUGUAAUUUUACACCAUUUUCUAAAAACACAUAUGGUAAUGGAAAGUUGUUUUCUUUUAUUAA
Molecule: messenger RNA, 1703 nt
Organism: Capsella rubella
Lineage: Eukaryota; Viridiplantae; Streptophyta; Magnoliopsida; Brassicales; Brassicaceae
Product: zinc finger protein NUTCRACKER
Exons: 3
Coding region: 159-1586 (475 amino acids)
Cellular component (GO): nucleus
Molecular function (GO): DNA-binding transcription factor activity
Source: RefSeq, a predicted model, not a curated record